CAACGCUUUACUGACUCCAUUCAAGAACAAUUCGCACAGGCCGACAAGGGAAAAAAAAAAAAGGAAAAAGAAAAGGCAAUUCAAUUUUUUAAAAUAAAUGAAUUCUUUCUGAUUCUCACGUCGUGUUAUCUUUACCAUUCCUUCAAUCCAACUCCACUAAAUUGAAUAUUUCCCUCCAAACCAAACCCUCAUUUCCAGCCGAGAGUUUGUCUGUUUCUUUAAUACUUUGCCAAAUCUCAACUCAAGAUUUCUUUAUUUUAAGAAAACAUAAAGAACCCAUAUAUUUUCUUGAAUAAAAAAAAAUCUUGGAACAGAUAAUAUUGAAAAUAUCCCAUUUAUUGAUUCGUUCAACACUUGGAAGGAUGACAGAGGUGCUCCACUCAUCUUCCUCUUCUUCUCCCUCAAUAUCCACACCUACCCACAAUGCCAGAUUGUUUCAUCAGACUCAGUCGUAUGCGGAUGACGAGGGGGUUUCUGAUGUGACGGCCGGUGACAUAGAAGAGGAGGAGGAAAUUAGUGUGAAGGAGAAGAGGGAGAAGGACAGGAGGUAUCAACUGUCUCUUUUGGCACUUUUGGUGACUCUCUUUCGAAAGAGUUUUUGGUUGGCUUGCAAGACAGAUAGAGAAGAGUUUUCUGGUGCCGGCAGCGCCAAUUGUGGUCGAGGUGUUAUGGAGAUUGGAUGGCCCACUGAUGUGCAGCAUGUUAAUCAUGUUACCUUUGAUCGAUUUGAUGGGUUCUUGGGCUUGCCUGUGGAGUUUGAGCCUGAAGUACCCAGGAGGGCCCCCAGUGCAAGUGCCACUGUUUUUGGAGUUUCUACAGAAUCGAUGCAGCUAUCAUAUGAUCCUAGAGGCAAUAGUGUUCCAACCAUUCUUCUGUUGUUGCAAAGACGUUUGUAUGCUCAAGGAGGCCUGCAGGCAGAAGGGAUCUUCAGAAUCACUGCAGGAAAUAGUCAGGAAGAGUAUGUGAGGGACCAAUUAAACAGUGGAGUGGUUUCAGAAGGCAUUGAUGUGCACUGUUUAGCAGGCCUGAUCAAGGCUUGGUUCAGAGAACUACCUAGAGGGGUGCUGGAUUCUCUUUCGCCUGAGGAGGUGAUGCAGUGCCAGUCAGAAGAGGAUUGUGAUGCACUUGUAAGGAUUCUACCCUCUACAGAGGCUGCUCUGUUGGAUUGGGCCAUCAACCUAAUGGUCGAUGUUGUCCAACAGGAACAUCUGAACAAGAUGAAUGCACGCAACAUUGCAAUGGUGUUUGCACCGAACAUGACACAGAUGGCAGAUCCAUUGACUGCAUUGAUGUAUGCAGUACAAGUUAUGAACUUCCUUAAAACUCUUAUCGAGAAGACAUUAAGAGAAAGAGAAGAUUCCCUUGUAGAAACAGCUCCUAUCUCCCACAUGGAACCUUCUGAUGAUAACGGGCAUCAGGAUUCUUCGCAACUUUAUCUGGAUGAUCCUGUUGAAUCAAAUGAAGAUAGAGAAGAGACCUUCAUUGCAGAGGAUCCUAAUUCAGACGUUUCUUCUGAUUUAAACCAAGUUGAUAACCUCACCAAUGAGGAAUAUCUCAAUUAUUCAACAUAUACAGCAGAAUCUGAUGCAAGUGUAUCUCCUGCCCAAGUUUAUGAUUUCAGCAAUGGAGGAGAAGCCAAAGUAAUGAAUGCUCUUCAGACUCUGCUUGAAGAGAACUGUGAGAGGACAAACACAGGGCAAUCAAGUGCUUCUAAUCCCACAAAAACUGAAGGAAAAGUUAACAGGCAACAAGUUGUGGGCAUGGCUAUGGAAUCUGAUAACAAGAUCAAAGGAAUUAGCAAUUUGAGCCGUAUAAAUUCAAUAACUGAACGAAUUUAAGCUUGGAGAUAAAGAUCGGUCUGUGGCCAUUCCAUCAACUAUUAUCUGACGUAACUCUGUAUUCUGUUUGAUUCUGAAUUUAUGCAAAUUGUUCACCGAAUGUGUUCUUACUUCUAACUGUUGCUGGCUGGUUUUU
Olea europaea var. sylvestris is the source of this 1974-nucleotide messenger RNA. RefSeq names its product rho GTPase-activating protein 5-like. The transcript is spliced from 5 exons. Lineage: Eukaryota; Viridiplantae; Streptophyta; Magnoliopsida; Lamiales; Oleaceae. The coding region runs from base 363 to 1838 and encodes 491 amino acids. The record is from RefSeq and is a predicted model, not a curated record. Gene Ontology annotation, biological process: signal transduction. Gene Ontology annotation, molecular function: GTPase activator activity.